UGACGUUUACUGUCACUGUGUAUACAUAACACACCGCGGUGUGUGUUUUUCUCCACAAUCCGGCCAGGAGCAAAAUUUUCUAAACCAACGGAAAGGAAAAACCAACCAAAAACUCAGCAAAAACCUCCCGUUCCGCCUUUAACUUCCAUCAAAGACAGAGCCACUCACACCACCAUGGUGACUCUGCUCGUAAACACACUCAAACGGCUCGCCCUCUCGGAACGUGGUUCCACCGGUGCAGCCCUACGGCUCGUUACAGCCGCCAGCCUACACACCGGCAACCCGCUGGCCAAAAACUGGAACGGCAACAAUACCGGACCGCAACGGUGGCUACAGUACAACAAGGUUAUCCAUCCGCCACAGCUUCCGGAUGAGGAACCGCGCCCCGCCUACGUCUGCCACCAGAAGACCAACCUUAAGUACAGCCCGAAAAAGAUGUGGUACGUGGCGUCGUUCGUCCGUGGUAUGUCGGUGGACGAAGCAGUGAAGCAGCUGUCGUUCAUCGACAAGCAGGGUGCCGCCUUCGUGAAGGAAGCCAUCCUCGAAGCGGUCGAAAUGGCGGUCAAGCGUCACAACGUCGAGUUCCGGACGAACCUUUGGGUGGCGGAAUCGUUCUGCGGGAAGGGUCGCGUGUUUAAGGGUUUGCGGCGCCAUGGCCGCGGCCGAACCGGUGAGGUCGAGUACAAACACUGCCAUUACUUUGUCCGGCUGGAGGAAGGAUCACCACCGGCACACUACUAUCAACCGGCACCGAAAACGGGCGAACAGCAGCUGGCCGAAUGGGAAGAAUCGAUGCGAAAGCGCAAGGUGACUGGUUCGUUGUAGAGAGUGUGGGACGCGCUUAAUAAAGCUCGAUAGCAAAACAGGCUGUUUUUAAUCUGUGUA
Messenger RNA from Anopheles stephensi (Asian malaria mosquito), 885 nucleotides. It is a transcript of the gene mRpL22, whose product is annotated as 39S ribosomal protein L22, mitochondrial. The transcript has a single exon. NCBI's taxonomy places the organism in Eukaryota, Metazoa, Arthropoda, Insecta, Diptera, Culicidae. Gene Ontology annotation, biological process: translation; ribosome assembly. The coding region runs from base 175 to 825 and encodes 216 amino acids. Gene Ontology annotation, molecular function: structural constituent of ribosome. The record is from RefSeq and is a predicted model, not a curated record. Gene Ontology annotation, cellular component: mitochondrial large ribosomal subunit; ribosome.